ACUUUUCUCUCUCUCUCUAUCUUUCUCUUUCUCUCUCUUCUUUCCGUCCAGAUUACGACGAACCAACACCAGGCAGGCAGACAGGGGCCAGUGGAAGCGGAAAGAAUCACAAAUCGAUCGAAGAAGAAGACGAAGAAAACGACGACGAUAUAACAUACAGUCCAAAUAUAUAUAUUAUAUACAAAUACAAAUACAUGUCAAUGAACAUCUCCUAAAAGAGAGUUCUGAUCUUCUUCCCUGUGAUUCUCAGCGAAUCACUCGAUCUCCAUCUCUUUUUCACUUUCUCUCCGAAUGUUCCGGAUGUAUUCUCCUUUUCCACUCGCUUCACAAGGGAGUUUGUUGUCUUGGUUUGGUCUAUGAUGAUGAUGAUGUUGUAGCUCGAAGAAUAUUAGGGUUUGUUUUUGAAAUUGCGAAAUUCUUGACAAUUGAAAUGGGAAACAAGUUGGUUAGGAGGAGACAAGUGGUUGACGAGAAGUACACUAGACCGCAGGGUUUGUAUCAACACAAGGAUGUCGAUUAUAAGAAGCUUAGGAAACUCAUUCUUGAUUCCAAACUUGCUCCUUGUUAUCCUGGUGAUGAUGAAUCUACCAACGAACUUGAAGGAUGUCCAAUUUGCUUCUUGUAUUAUCCAAGUCUUAAUAGAUCAAGAUGUUGCAUAAAAGGAAUUUGUACAGAGUGUUUCCUGCAGAUGAAAACCCCCAAUUCAACUCGUCCUACGCAAUGCCCCUACUGUAAAACUUCAAAUUAUGCAGUGGAGUAUAGGGGAGGCAAAACCAAGGAGGAAAAAGGGAUUGAACAGAUUGAAGAACAGCGUGUUAUAGAGGCAAAAAUAAGGAUACGGCAGCAAGAACUCGAGGAUGAAGAAGUGAGGACUCAAAAGAGACAAGAAUUAGCUUCUUCUAGCAGAACAGUGGCACAUGGGGAUGUUGAAAAUGAACCAGUAGCAGCAUCAUCUCUUGUAUCUGAACCAGAGACUGAAGAUGCCAUUUCUAUUAACGAACCGUGCCCUUCAAUGAGACAUCCACGCCAAAGGCAAAAUAGGGAUGAUGAAUUUGAUCUAGACCUUGAAGAUAUAAUGGUAAUGGAGGCCAUCUGGUUAUCCAUCCAGGAAAAUGGAAGGCAAAGAAACAGUCCUGCUACUCCUACUACUACUACUUAUGCCACAUCAUCAUCAUCCGAGCAAUAUGCGUCAGAGGAUGGUUGUUGUUACUCGGGAUCAUCUACAGGCGUUGUCCCGGCAAGGGUAGAAUCGACAUGUUCCCCAUCUGGAGGACUUGCUUGUGCGAUCGCUGCCUUAGCCGAACGCCAACAGACUACAAGAGAUUCCUCCUCCUCGACCAACAACUAUCAAAUGAUGUCCGACCAACAAAUUCCAGGAAAUAAUAUCCACGGACAAUGGAACGCACAAAUACUUGGUAAUAACAAUAAUGUUGAAGGAUUUCAGGUGGCGGUUCCUAGUAAUAAUAACGAUGAAGGAUUUCAGAUGGCGGUUCCAAUAGUUCCAGAGAGUUUCGAGGAACAGAUGAUGAUGGCUAUGGCUGUUUCCUUAGCCGAGGCUCAGACCAGAACGACAACAACAACCAAUGUUCAAGGACUCGCACAGCAAUAGACUUUCUAGUAAUCCAUUUUCUAUCUCAUAUGUAUUUUUGUAAAGUCCACAAUUAUAUGUUCCUUUUUCUUUCAUUCAAUUAAUGAGAUUGCUUUGUUUUAAUGUC
Molecule: messenger RNA, 1715 nt
Organism: Impatiens glandulifera
Lineage: Eukaryota; Viridiplantae; Streptophyta; Magnoliopsida; Ericales; Balsaminaceae
Product: E3 ubiquitin-protein ligase DA2L-like
Exons: 9
Coding region: 431-1609 (392 amino acids)
Cellular component (GO): cytoplasm
Source: RefSeq, a predicted model, not a curated record